Messenger RNA from Dicentrarchus labrax (European seabass), 1243 nucleotides. Its product is annotated as transforming acidic coiled-coil-containing protein 3-like. Bases 1 to 960 code for a protein of 319 amino acids. The transcript is spliced from 3 exons. Lineage: Eukaryota; Metazoa; Chordata; Actinopteri; Moronidae. The record is from RefSeq and is a predicted model, not a curated record.
AUGAGCCUGAUAUUAGAGCUGAUAUUAGAUAAUGAGCCUGUAUUAGAGCUGAUAUUAGAGCUGAUAUUAGAUAAUGAGCUGAUAUUAGAGCUGAUAUUAGAGCUGAUAUUAGAUAAUGAGCUUGUAUUAGAGCUGAUAUUAGAGCUGAUAUUAGAGCUGAUAUUAGAUAAUGAGCUGAUAUUAGAGCUGAUAUUAGAGCUGAUAUUAGAUAAUGAGCUUGUAUUAGAGCUGAUAUUAGAGCUGAUAUUAGAUAAUGAGCCUGUAUUAGAGCUGAUAUUAGAGCUGAUAUUAGAUAAUGAGCCUGUAUUAGAGCUGAUAUUAGAUAAUGAGCCUGUAUUAGAGCUGAUAUUAGAGCUGAUAUUAGAUAAUGAACCUGUAUUAGAGCUGAUAUUAGAGCUGAUAUUAGAUAAUGAGCUGAUAUUAGAGCUGAUAUUAGAGCUGAUAUUAGAUAAUGAGCCUGUAUUAGAGCUGAUAUUAGAGCUGAUAUUAGAUAAUGAGCUUGUAUUAGAGCUGAUAUUAGAGCUGAUAUUAGAUAAUGAGCUGAUAUUAGAGCUGAUAUUAGAGCUGAUAUUAGAUAAUGAGCUUGUAUUAGAGCUGAUAUUAGAGCUGAUAUUAGAUAAUGAGCUUGUAUUAGAGCUGAUAUUAGAGCUGAUAUUAGAUAAUGAGCUGAUAUUAGAGCUGAUAUUAGAUAAUGAGCUUGUAUUAGAGCUGAUAUUAGAGCUGAUAUUAGAUAAUGAGCCUGUAUUAGAGCUGAUAUUAGAGCUGAUAUUAGAUAAUGAGCCUGUAUUAGAGCUGAUAUUAGAGCUGAUAUUAGAUAAUGAGCUUGUAUUAGAGCUGAUAUUAGAGCUGAUAUUAGAUAAUGAGCUGAUAUUAGAGCUGAUAUUAGAUAAUGAGCCUGUAUUAGAGCCGAUAUUAGAGCUGAGAGGACGUAGGAUCGGCGUCCAGACAACAUGCUGUUAAUCAUUUAAUGCUCAUCAUGGAUGUAUUGAUUAUUGAUCUGUGGAGCCGUCCACUGUGAGUGACCGAUUCUUCCUUCCUGAAUAGGCCUUUUUCACAGCAGCCACUUUCACAUGAAGCAGUCGGGUAAACCCGCCCGUGUUUAUCCAACUGUCUCAGGUCAAGAUGUCUGCUGUGAAAAAGGCCACAUUCAUUUGACCUGUGAAGCAUCUCCAGGUCUGUUUGCUAAUGAUCAAUGUCAAUCAGUUCUGUUAAUAAUCAAUAGUAUUGUUCCCUGCUGUUGUAU